Molecule: messenger RNA, 1989 nt
Organism: Glarea lozoyensis ATCC 20868
Lineage: Eukaryota; Fungi; Ascomycota; Leotiomycetes; Helotiales; Helotiaceae
Product: DNase I-like protein
Exons: 6
Coding region: 1-1989 (662 amino acids)
Biological process (GO): base-excision repair
Cellular component (GO): nucleus
Molecular function (GO): double-stranded DNA 3'-5' DNA exonuclease activity; endonuclease activity; phosphoric diester hydrolase activity
Source: RefSeq, a predicted model, not a curated record
AUGGAGCAACGUCAAGGUCUACGGAUCACGACCUGGAAUGUGAACGGCAUCAGAAACCCGUUCGGGUAUCAGCCAUGGCGUCAAUCGAGAACAUUUGCGGCAAUGUUCGAUAUCUUGGAAGCAGAUAUUGUAGUCAUGCAAGAGCUGAAGAUCCAACGAAAAGAUUUGCGAGAUGAUAUGGUUCUCGUUCCCGGGUGGGAUGUGUAUCUAAGUCUUCCAAAACAUCUGAAAGGAUAUUCUGGAGUUGCAAUCUAUACUCGAAACUCGACAUGUGCACCAAUUCGAGCAGAGGAAGGCAUCACCGGCAUUCUCACUCCUCCGAACUCGACGAUAAGUUUUCGUGACCUUCCGGAAGACCAACAGAUUGGCGGCUACCCAACUGCCAGCCAACUAUCAGAUUUCAGCCUUGGUGCUGCGGACCUUGAUUGUGAAGGAAGAUGCGUGAUUGUUGAGUUUCCCGGUAUGGUUGUCAUCGGAGUAUAUUGUCCAGCAAAUCGUGAUGAAAGUCGCGACGAUUUCCGAAUUGGAUUUCUCAAUGCUCUGGAUUCCCGAGUUAGGAAUCUCAUUGCGAUGGGGAAGAACGUCAUUUUAACAGGAGAUUUAAAUAUCAUCCGGGAAGAAAUGGACACGGCCAAUGCUGAAGAGCAAUUGAAGAAGCAUGGUAUGACAGGUGAAGAGUAUGUGUCAACACCAGCCCGACGGAUGUUGAACCAACUGCUUGUUGGCGGUAAAGUCAUUGGCGAGAGAGAUGAAGACAAGGAAGGCGCAGUCAUGUGGGAUAUUUGUCGAGGUUUCCAUCCAACUCGAAAAGGCAUGUUCACUUGUUGGGAACAGAAGAUCAAUGCUCGACCAGGAAACUUCGGCUCUCGCAUAGAUUACGUGCUUUGCAAUUGGAAAUGUUACGACUGGUUUCGAGAUUCCAACAUCCAAGAAGGUCUAAUGGGAUCCGAUCACUGUCCAGUAUACGCUAUAUUCAAAGACAAGGUGGAAAUCGAUGGAGAGGAGGUUGAUAUCAGGGAUAUUUUCAGUGAUGGAAUGUUCAAAAACGGAGUUAGGCAGCGAGACUGGACCAUCAAAGAUCUACUGCCAACAUCUGCGAAGCUCAUCCCAGAAUUUGAUCGUCGUCGGAGCAUCCGAGAUAUGUUUAGCAAAAAGCCUGCGCUGUUGCCAGAGAAAAGCUCAGUCACCAAUGGAGCGAGUUCGCUGGCUGUGGACAGAACAACACCUACUCGAGAAUUGUCUCAACCCGAGAAUCUCGAUCCAAAUGGCGAGCCAUGCUUCAAACCCUCAGUCAAUAAAUCUCCGAUUACACCAGCGACAUCUCGACCUUCGCCGGGGCGAAUCUCCGGAACAAAAAGUCCAGUUAAGCAAAAUGGAAAACGCGGCUUAGACAACGGCAACGGUACGGAUCCUCCGCAGAAACGUACCAAAGCAAGCGGUACCUCAAAAUCUGUAGCGGCAAACAAACCUCCACUCACCAAAGGGCAGAGCAGCUUGAUGGGCUUCUUCAAGCCCAAGCUUCAGCCGGCCGCUGUGCUGAAGGACCAGGAUGAUAGCUCGACUUCGUUCAAUAGCGAGAUGGAUAUCUACGAUGCUCCCGUCGAGAAAUCGGGUGUACUUGACGAUUUAGCUGCUUUAAAACCAGACGAAAAUCGGAGCAUUCCAGACAGUGCUGCGUUGGCCGACAAAACAGAAGGUCUGUCCGUGGAAAAUGCUUUCAAUCCUGCUGAUCAGAAGGAUGUGGUAGAUCCCGUGGCUGUCAAAGCUCGCUGGGAUCUACUUGGGUUGGGAAAGCGGACGGUUCCCUUAUGCGAACACGAAGAGCCUUGCAAGAGUAUGGAUACGAAGAAACCUGGUGUAAAUCAGGGGAGGUCAUUCUACAUGUGCCAAAGACCAUUAGGGCCGACAGGAAAGAAGGAGAGGAACACACAGUGGCGAUGCGCCACGUUCAUGUGGAGCACUGAUUGGAAGGGGGAAAAUGGUCAAUGA